UCAUAACAACAAACAAACAAACAACAACAUACAAGAAGAAGAAAGGCAAGAGUUGAGGGUUAGAACGAUGGACGUUUUUGUUGAUGGUGAAUUGGAGUCUCUCUUGGGGAUGUUCAACUUUGAUCAAUGUUCAUCAUCUAAGGAGGAUAGACCGCGAGACGAGAUGCUUGGCCUCUCUAGCCUCUACAAUGGUCAUAUUCAUCAACAUCAACACCAUAACAAUGUCUUAUCUUCUGAUCAUCAUGCUCUCUUGCUUCCUGAUAUGUUCCCAUUUGGUGCAAUGCCGGGAGGAAAUCUUCCGGCUAUGCUUGAUUCUUGGGAUCAAAAUCAUCACCUCCAAGAAACGUCCUCUCUUAAGAGGAAACUACUUGACGUGGAGAAUCUAUGCAAAACUAACUCUAACUGUGACGUCACAAGACAAGAGCUUGCGAAAUCCAAGAAAAAACAGAGGGUAAGCCCGGAAAGCAAUACAGUUGACGAAAGCAACACUAAUUGGAUAGAUGGUCAGAGUUUAAGCAACAGUUCAGAUGAUGAGAAAGCUUCGGUCACAAGUGUUAAAGGCAAAACAAGAGCCACCAAAGGGACAGCUACUGAUCCUCAAAGCCUUUAUGCUCGGAAACGAAGAGAGAAGAUUAACGAAAGGCUCAAGACACUACAAAACCUUGUGCCAAACGGGACAAAAGUCGAUAUAAGCACGAUGCUUGAAGAAGCGGUCCAUUACGUCAAGUUCUUGCAGCUUCAGAUUAAGUUGUUGAGCUCGGAUGAUCUAUGGAUGUACGCACCAUUGGCUUACAACGGACUCGACAUGGGGUUCCAUCACAACCUUUUGUCUCGGCUUAUGUGAAGGACUUGCAAGUUACAAUAUGUCAUUGUAAAGAAACCGAAUUUAGAACA
Arabidopsis arenosa is the source of this 894-nucleotide messenger RNA. The record is from the annotation of a GenBank genome assembly. NCBI's taxonomy places the organism in Eukaryota, Viridiplantae, Streptophyta, Magnoliopsida, Brassicales, Brassicaceae.